Messenger RNA from Caenorhabditis briggsae, 840 nucleotides. RefSeq names its product Protein CBR-CAH-4 (gene Cbr-cah-4). The coding region runs from base 1 to 840 and encodes 279 amino acids. The transcript has 6 exons. The record is from RefSeq and is a predicted model, not a curated record. NCBI's taxonomy places the organism in Eukaryota, Metazoa, Nematoda, Chromadorea, Rhabditida, Rhabditidae. Gene Ontology annotation, cellular component: cytoplasm. Gene Ontology annotation, molecular function: carbonate dehydratase activity; zinc ion binding.
AUGGCACCUCCACAAGUUAGAAGGUCCGUAAGAUUGGAAGGCCAUGAAAAGCCCACUAAGACCCUGAAAAAGAAAGUGGGGUUUAAGCCAAAGAAACAGUCGAAAAAGGCCAAGAAAAAUGUUAAAGUAGUUCAGAAAGCAGCUACCAGACAAAGCCCAAUUGAUAUCAUCCCACAACACGUCUGCUGUGACACUGAUGUUUGCAAGGCUGAUGCUUUGAACAUUGAUUACAAGCCAGGAGAUUGCUGUGACGUCAUUGUAAACGAGGGAGGAUUCCGUGUGAAUGUGAAACGAAACUGCGGAACAUUCCUCACUGCUAACCAUCUGCCAUCCUCGAAAUUCGAGUUGGCUCAAUUUCAUGCUCACUGGGGAUGCAACUCGAAGGAAGGAUCCGAGCACCUUUUGGACGGAAAGAAGUUGAGCGGAGAGGUUCAUUUUGUGUUCUGGAACACCACUUAUGCGUCAUUCAAUGAGGCUAUUGAGAAGCCGGAUGGAUUAGCUGUAGUUGGAGUUUUCUUGAAGGAAGGAAAGUACAACGACAACUACCACGGACUCAUUGACAGUGUCCGCAAAGCCACUGGAAACGUCACCCCAAUUGCCAUGCCAAAAGACUUCCAUCUUGAACACCUUCUCCCAACUCCAGACAAGAGAGAAUUCGUCACAUACCUCGGUUCUCUGACUACCCCACCAUUCAACGAGUGCGUCAUCUGGACACUCUUCACAGAGCCAGUUGAAGUAUCCUAUGGACAGCUCAAUGUACUCCGUAACAUCAUCCCUGCCAAUCAUCGUGAAUGCCAAGACAGAUGUGGACGUGAAAUCCGAUCGUCUUACAAUCUUUAA